AUGAAGUUCCUCAACCUCGUCGCCGCCGCCGCCGCCGGCCUCCUCUCCGCCCCCGCGGUCGCCCAGAUUCACACCAACGGCCCCGUCUUCCGACUUGCCUUCAAGCAGGUCGAAGCCGCCAGCGAGAGCCUGCACCACGCCAUCCUCGCCUUCCGCAGCAACGACACCAUGCCCCCUCUCGCCAUCGCCACCGCCGAGCUCGUCCACGUCGUCAAGGAGGCGCACGUCAACAUCUCGCGCGAGGACAACCUCGGCCUCUCGCAGACCAUCCAGGUCAUGCUGCCCGUCUUCCGCCGCUUCAAGCCCCGGAUGCGGAACAUGGUGGAGGACUUCAAGGGCCGCCGCGACAUCGUCAUCCUGACGCACAACUGCGAGGUGGUGCGGAUGAGCAUCGGGGUGCUGCACGACGCGGUCAACAUGUUCAUGUCGCUGGUGCGCAGGAAGAUUGCCAACGCUGCGUGGAAGACGGCCGAGAAGGAGGAGAAUAAGAUUCACAACUUGAUGAUUGGCCUCAAGUACCACUACCACAAGGAGCACUGUCAGGAUUAA
Cordyceps fumosorosea ARSEF 2679 is the source of this 549-nucleotide messenger RNA. RefSeq lists its product as hypothetical. NCBI's taxonomy places the organism in Eukaryota, Fungi, Ascomycota, Sordariomycetes, Hypocreales, Cordycipitaceae. The transcript has a single exon. Bases 1 to 549 code for a protein of 182 amino acids. The record is from RefSeq and is a predicted model, not a curated record.